CCUGCCAGUAAGUCCCUAGGCCUCCAUCUCUCUCCCUUGCUGUACCACCUUCACCACCAUCCAUGCGACCCCAAGAGCCUUAAUGACUCUAGAAGAGACUCCAGGCAGGGGAAGCUGAAAGGACCUUUCACUCCCUACUUUUGGCCAGGGCCUUCUGUGCCACCUGCCAAGGCCAGCAGGCCUACCCUCUGAAGAGGUCCAAGCAACGGAAGUACUACUACGAAGCUGCCUUUCUGGCCAUCCUUGAGAAAAACAGACAGAUGGCCAAGGAGAGGGGCCUAAUAAGCCCCAGUGAUUUUGCCCAGCUGCAAAAAUACAUGGAAUACUCCACCAAAAAGGUCAGUGAUGUCCUAAAGCUCUUCGAGGAUGGCGAGAUGGCUAAAUAUGUCCAAGGAGAUGCCAUUGGGUACGAGGGAUUCCAGCAAUUCCUGAAAAUCUAUCUGGAAGUGGAUAAUGUUCCCAGACACCUAAGCCUGGCACUGUUUCAAUCCUUUGAGACUGGUCACUGCUUAAAUGAGACAAAUGUGACAAAAGAUGUGGUGUGUCUCAAUGAUGUUUCCUGCUACUUUUCCCUUCUGGAGGGUGGUCGGCCAGAAGACAAGUUAGAAUUCACCUUCAAGCUGUACGACACGGACAGAAAUGGGAUCCUGGACAGCUCAGAAGUGGACAAAAUUAUCCUACAGAUGAUGCGAGUGGCUGAAUACCUGGAUUGGGAUGUGUCUGAGCUGAGGCCGAUUCUUCAGGAGAUGAUGAAAGAGAUUGACUAUGAUGGCAGUGGCUCUGUCUCUCAAGCUGAGUGGGUCCGGGCUGGGGCCACCACCGUGCCACUGCUAGUGCUGCUGGGUCUGGAGAUGACUCUGAAGGACGAUGGACAGCACAUGUGGAGGCCCAAGAGGUUCCCCAGACCAGUCUACUGCAAUCUGUGCGAGUCAAGCAUUGGUCUUGGCAAACAGGGACUGAGCUGUAACCUCUGUAAGUACACUGUUCACGACCAGUGUGCCAUGAAAGCCCUGCCUUGUGAAGUCAGCACCUAUGCCAAGUCUCGGAAGGACAUUGGUGUCCAAUCACAUGUGUGGGUGCGAGGAGGCUGUGAGUCCGGGCGCUGCGACCGCUGUCAGAAAAAGAUCCGGAUCUACCACAGUCUGACCGGGCUGCAUUGUGUAUGGUGCCACCUAGAGAUCCACGAUGACUGCCUGCAAGCGGUGGGCCAUGAGUGUGACUGUGGGCUGCUCCGGGAUCACAUCCUGCCUCCAUCUUCCAUCUAUCCCAGUGUCCUGGCCUCUGGACCGGAUCGUAAAAAUAGCAAAACAAGCCAGAAGACCAUGGAUGAUUUAAAUUUGAGCACCUCUGAGGCUCUGCGGAUUGACCCUGUUCCUAACACCCACCCACUUCUCGUCUUUGUCAAUCCUAAGAGUGGCGGGAAGCAGGGGCAGAGGGUGCUCUGGAAGUUCCAGUAUAUAUUAAACCCUCGACAGGUGUUCAACCUCCUAAAGGAUGGUCCUGAGAUAGGGCUCCGAUUAUUCAAGGAUGUUCCUGAUAGCCGGAUUUUGGUGUGUGGUGGAGACGGCACAGUAGGCUGGAUUCUAGAGACCAUUGACAAAGCUAACUUGCCAGUUUUGCCUCCUGUUGCUGUGUUGCCCCUGGGUACUGGAAAUGAUCUGGCUCGAUGCCUAAGAUGGGGAGGAGGGUAUGAAGGACAGAAUCUGGCAAAGAUCCUCAAGGAUUUAGAGAUGAGUAAAGUGGUACAUAUGGAUCGAUGGUCUGUGGAGGUGAUACCUCAACAAACUGAAGAAAAAAGUGACCCAGUCCCCUUUCAAAUCAUCAAUAACUACUUCUCUAUUGGUGUGGAUGCCUCUAUUGCUCAUCGAUUCCACAUCAUGCGAGAGAAAUAUCCGGAGAAGUUCAACAGCAGAAUGAAGAACAAGCUAUGGUACUUCGAAUUUGCCACAUCUGAAUCCAUCUUCUCAACAUGCAAAAAGCUGGAGGAGUCUUUGACAGUUGAGAUCUGUGGGAAACCGCUGGAUCUGAGCAACCUGUCCCUAGAAGGCAUCGCAGUGCUAAACAUCCCUAGCAUGCAUGGUGGCUCCAACCUCUGGGGUGAUACAAGGAGACCCCAUGGGGAUAUCUAUGGGAUCAACCAGGCCUUAGGUGCUACAGCUAAAGUCAUCACCGACCCUGAUAUCCUGAAAACCUGUGUACCAGACCUAAGUGACAAGAGACUGGAAGUGGUCGGGCUGGAGGGUGCAAUUGAGAUGGGCCAAAUCUAUACCAAGCUCAAGAAUGCCGGACGUCGGCUGGCCAAGUGCUCUGAGAUCACCUUCCACACCACAAAAACCCUUCCCAUGCAAAUUGACGGAGAACCCUGGAUGCAGACGCCCUGUACAAUCAAGAUCACCCACAAGAACCAGAUGCCCAUGCUCAUGGGCCCACCCCCCCGCUCCACCAAUUUCUUUGGCUUCUUGAGCUAAGGGGGACACCCUUGGCCUCCAAGCCAGCCUUGAACCCACCUCCCUAUCCCUGGACUCUACUCCCGAGGCUCUGUACAUUGCUGCCACAUACUCCUGCCAGCUUGGGGGAGUGUUCCUUCACCCUCACAGUAUUUAUUAUCCUGCACCACCUCACUGUUCCCCAUGUGCACACACAUACACACACCCCAAAACACAUACAUUGAAAGUGCCUCAUCUGAAUAAAAUGACUUGUGUUUCCCCUUUGGGAUCUGCUAA
This is a messenger RNA of Gorilla gorilla gorilla (western lowland gorilla), 2723 nucleotides long. It is a transcript of the gene DGKA, whose product is annotated as diacylglycerol kinase alpha. Gene Ontology annotation, biological process: phospholipase C-activating G protein-coupled receptor signaling pathway. Gene Ontology annotation, cellular component: plasma membrane. The transcript is spliced from 24 exons. NCBI's taxonomy places the organism in Eukaryota, Metazoa, Chordata, Mammalia, Primates, Hominidae. The coding region runs from base 261 to 2468 and encodes 735 amino acids. Gene Ontology annotation, molecular function: calcium ion binding; ATP-dependent diacylglycerol kinase activity. The record is from RefSeq and is a predicted model, not a curated record.